Meleagris gallopavo (turkey) is the source of this 6130-nucleotide messenger RNA. The record is from RefSeq and is a predicted model, not a curated record. Lineage: Eukaryota; Metazoa; Chordata; Aves; Galliformes; Phasianidae.
AGAUACUGGAAGAGGCUACAAAAGAAUGUGUAAAAAUUUCACUGCGCGGACUUUUUGUAUCCAGAUCAGAUGUUUUUCUGAUAAUCCCAUUCAACUUCUAACUAGGGAGCUGUAGUGUCAGUAAUGGCAUAGGGAACUUGGAUGUUUCUCUGCUGACUUGUUACAGCACCUGCAUUUGUCUCUAGAAUAACUCGUGAGUCAGAUUUUCAGAAAAGCUCAGUGUUUCUGUAGACUCCAAUGUUUGAGCCAAUUUUCUAAUGUGUGCUUACAGUAUAAAAAGCUUUUCUGAAAAAAAUCUAGUCGUUCUCCAGCUGCCCGAACAAUAGUCCAGAUUCUCCUGUCUUUAAAUGCAGCUCCUUGUGGGGGGCUGUAUGCAAACACUGUUACUGCGAGAGAGUCUUCACUGCCUUGCUCACUGGAGAGGCAUGUCUGACUUUCAUAAAUCAGCUGCUAUAAUUUUCAUUGCAGUUUCUCUAGGAUUUCACAAUUACUGAGAGCUCAUUGGGCUUCUCUGCCUUCUGUGCUACUGUUUUCUUGUCAGUGCUGUGGUGUGGGAAGAAGACUGAGGGCAGGUAAGAGCACUUCUGCUGGGCUGUAGGCUAUGGGCGGUGAGUCAGUGGCAGCGAGAGAAUCCAGACAUCCAGUCCUUGCUUUAUCCAGAGUUUCAGGUUUGUGCAGCUACUGGAAAUGACCUUCUGUGCUUUUGAGUGUAUUCACCCUGAGCUUGUGACAUUAGCAUAAAAGUAAUAAUAAGUGAGAUUCCUAUUCAAAGGAAAAGUGUAUGCAAUUUCACAAGCUUUGUGGGGAUUGUUGUAAGCCUGCAUUAACUUGCAUCGAAUCAGGCAAAACCCAUUCUGUCAGGAAGCUUGCACUUCCUCUGCUGCUGGAAAGAUGAAUGUCAUGUCUUUGAAUCUCUAUGCCAAUUAUUUUUGCUUUAAAACUUUUAAAAAGUAUGAAAGACAUAUCUAUUUCCUUCCUGUCCAACGAAGAUUUUUUUUGUAUCCAGUAUCAGUAUGCAGGUACACACAAAAAAUAGUCAGAAGCAUGAGGCUGCAUACUGAAUCCUCCCUCUGAUUCUUGAGUUACGUAAUUUUGUUUUCCAUUAUUUAAGAUGUACUGUGAUAUCUAUCAUACAUUUUUCAGUAAUCCCAGACAGGCUGUACUUAGCAUCUUGAAAUUUUCAUUCAUUCUGCUAUUUCUCAUUUUUUUUCCAUUAGCAUUAUUAUUCAGUAACUUUCUUACCUUUAUGUAGUUUGUCUUUCCCUCUCUUGUGAGUGGGCUGUGUCCUCAAUAGGUAGUCAGAUAAACUGCAUCACGGGGGGAUCUAGCUCCUAGUAACCUUGUUAGAAAGGGUGAAAAUGCCACCUUUGAGACCUAUGCACUGUAGAAGGAUGAAGCAUAAUUUUAAUUGUUCUGUUCAAAGUAAAGUCUGCAACCCUCACUCCUCACCAUUCCUCCCACCACAUACACAGUCCUGCCUGAAACACCCUGGAGGACUCCAGAAAGAUGAAUGUCUCCUUCUCUUUUUGCUGCCCGAUUUGGAAAGAAAAAGCCAGUAAGUCAGGGUGUGUAUGAAGUGGCACUCUGUCAGUGGCACUCAUCAUUUGAUCCCAGAUCAUCUGCUCAUGUGGCAAAUGUUAAAUGUGCAUAGUUCUUGUUAUGGCUCCUUGUGUCAUCCAUACUUUCCUUCUCUCCUCCCUGGCCAAGUUAGGGUUAGAGAUAACAUAGUCCAGAAGGAGUUUGCAUGUGUGGAACUUCAUAACAGAGGUACAACUUAUUUUAGUUACAAUUCAUUAUAUGAGGCAAAUCAGAGUGCUUUUGGAGGAACCCUGAAGUUCAAGCUGCCCAUAGCUAUACAUAAUUACCUAUUGCAAAUAAGGGGUGUGUGGCACUCGGAAAGUAACUUACCAGCAGGCAGCAUGGAGAGGUUACAUAUGUAGGCAGGUUGUCGGUGAUGCUUGUGAAGCAGUAGCUUUGACUUCUUCUGUGCAUUAACAUGAAAUACUUGAAGACAGUCUUUGUAUGUUUAUCUAGCAAUAAGAAAAAAGUAAAAUAGUUUGGAAAACUAAUAACUGAAGAAGCAGAUAAUCCUAUACUCCUACAAAUGCACUCCUAUAUUUAAAGAUUAACAGCACAAAUUUACAUUAGUACGAAAUCUGAAUUAUUCCAUUCACUGUCAAUGUAUUGUACAGAGAAGCUGGCCCUGAACUGGAGACGUAUCUUUUGAGGGCUCACAGAAUACAUGAAGCUCUCAAAAACAAUUUUGAUAACUUUCUUAUCUUGUUUGACUAUUGUGAAGUUGAUGGCUCUUUUCUAUUUCUCCAGAAAAGAAAAGAAGGGAAAAAAAUUACCAUCUCUGGCUAUUUUAUCAUUACACUUAUUUCUAGUCGCCAUGGAAACCUAUGUGGUGCUCCACAACCGCGUAACAUUUUGAUAUGUUGCAUAAACCAGAUGGAGGGAAGGUUAGGUUCUGCAUCUUGCCCAUUACCCAAUUAAAAAUUGCUUGCAAAUCACAAAUUGUUGUAGAGUAACUUUUAGAGUAAGAGAGAAAGAAAUGAAGGUAAACAAGAUAUUAUGACCUGAUCCUCCAUUUUUGUGCAUAUAAUUCUGCCACACAGUUUGAUUCUGAUAGGCAUUGACAUUGAUUCGGAAGAGUUCAUUGCUUUUACUAGGGUUAUAUGGAUUAGUACUAUGGAAUCUGAGAGUAUAAUAGUAAACAGUUAGUCAAACCGACUCUGACAAAGUUUUAAACUUGCCAGAGAUGAAGUAACAGUCCCUCCUUUAUAAUUUAUAUAAGCAAGCUUUUUGAAAGUCAAGAACCUUAUAACUUUAUCUUUCUGUCUUCACUACAAAGGAAGAAAUACAUAUGAAAGUUUGUUUCCUCUGAAAAAGUACAGUAAUUUUAUCUACCUGCCUCUUUAAGAUUUCUGUUUCUUUACUCCAAGCUUUAUUAACUUGAACUCGAAGGCACGUGAUCUUACUGAGACAGCAGAAGGAAUACACAGAGAGAGCCCAAUCUUUUUCUCUGACCAGAGCCAACCCAUGAAGAGUGAGUGCUCUCAGCUGCAUACAAAAUACUGUGGAAAAAAUGUAUGCCAGUCGAGAGGAUAUUGGAUAUGAUUUUGGAGAUGACUCAAAAGCUGGAAGUAAGCCAAUUAAGCCUAAUCCAAACAUCGAUGGAGGAUGGGCUUGGAUGAUUGUAUUUUCCUCUUUCCUUGUGCACAUACUUAUCAUGGGGUCCCAAAUGGCCCUUGGAAUACUCAACAUGGAAUGGCUUGAAGAGUUUAAUCAAAGUCGUGGCUUAACAGCAUGGGUUAGCUCUCUUAGCAUGGGCAUUACACUUAUUGUAGGUCCUUUCAUUGGUUUAUUCAUUACCAUGUGUGGGUGCCGCAAAACAGCAAUAAUUGGAGGGAUAUUGAAUGCCCUAGGCUGGAUAUUGAGUGCCUACGCCUCAAAUGUGCACUACCUCUUCCUUACAUUUGGAGUGACAGCCGGCAUCGGGAGUGGCAUGGUUUAUCUGCCUGCAGUGGUCAUGGUAGGACAAUAUUUUCAGAAGAGAAGAGCACUUGCACAAGGACUCAGUACCACAGGAACAGGGUUUGGAGCUUUCUUAAUGACAGCCUUACUGAAGUACCUCUGCAGGGAAUUUGGGUGGAGAAAUGCCAUGUUCAUCCAGGGUGCAAUCUGCCUGAACCUUUGUGUCUGCGGGGCACUUAUGAGACCACUUUCUCCCAAAGAUGUUAAUGAGAAAUAUGCUGUAAGACGUAAUAGUGAAGAUAAUCGGGCAAAAGCUCUGUCCCAUUCUGCAGAGACUAUAAAAUCCAAUGGAGUCCUCAGUGAAGAACCAGAAAAAAAAGAAGUGAUAAAAAAUGAAGAAGUGCUUGAUGAUAUUAAGCACAUAGAAAUUGGAGGUAACUCUCGGAUUGGAAAGAGCAUGUAUGGACUGCGCAUUCUUAAGACAGUGAGCCAGCUGACAGUUACAGUCAGGAAGGGCUUUGGAAUCUGGUACUCCAGUUACUUUGGAGCUGCAUCACUGUUCACCAACAGAGUAUUUGUGGCCUUUAUAAUCUGGGCUUUGUUUGCCUAUAGCAGCUUUGUCAUUCCCUUCAUUCAUCUUCCAGAGAUAGUCAAACAGUACGAUUUAUCUAGUCAGAACAAUAUAUUUCCUUUGACGUCCAUUAUAGCAAUUGUUCAUAUUUUUGGUAAAGUGAUCCUUGGAAUCAUCUCUGAUCUCCCUUGCAUCAGCACUUGGAAUGUCUUCCUCAUGGCUAACUUCACCCUGGUCACCUGCAUUCUUACUUUGCCACUAAUGCAAACAUACAUUAGUUUGGCUGUGGUUUGUGCUCUAAUAGGAUUUUCUAGUGGCUAUUUUUCUCUAAUGCCUGUUGUGACUGAAGAUUUGGUUGGAACUAAACACCUUGCAAAUGCCUAUGGCAUCAUCAUUUGUGCCAAUGGAAUAUCUGCAUUGCUUGGACCACCUUUUGCAGGUUGGAUCUAUGACAUCACACAUAAAUAUGAUUUUUCUUUUUAUAUAUGUGGCUCACUAUAUAUGGUGGGAAUAUUAUUUUUAUUUAUACAACCUUAUAUUGGAAAGAAACAAUCACAAGAAAAAUCUACCGAAGAGGCACAAGUAUAGAAUGAAUUCCAGAUUUUUUUUUGUUUUUAACACAAUUUAUUUCUUUCCAGGUUUCUAUUGCAUGCAGUUUAAAGCUGUUUUUCUUAAGGAACCAACCACAUUGAGCUUAAGUACUUCUGCGAAAGGAAACUGUGCAUCAAGAUUAUGAGAAUUCAUUAGAAAUAUGGUUUUAAAAUGACUUAAGAUCUUUCACUUUAGUACAAACAAUUAUAGAGUUUAAAAGCACACUGACAGUCUUAAAAUUGGAGCGAUGUUAGAAAUAUUUACUUUUGAUUCUCUUAACUUUUCACCACUAACCUUUGGUGAAACUCCAUUGACUGCAGUGCAGUUACUUCUGAUUUACACAAGUCCUGUAAGAUAAUUUGAUCGGGAUGCAAAUGAUUUAUAAAAAUCUGUCCUACUAAGUAUCCUAUCUGAGUUAGUGCAUAUAAGAAAAUGAUUGUAUUUCUUACCUGGCGAGUCAAGUACUGCUGAAAUGCUAAUACAACACUUCAAUGAGUUCAAUAUAUGAAAAUUCAAGACUCUGUGAUGCAAAGCUGAAGAAGAAUUCUUAUGUUUUUCUGAAAGGGCUCUCUACUUGAACGAUUUUUUAUUUUUAUUUUUAAUUAUCAAGUGCAUGAUAAAUUAGCCAUCCUCAAUAUGUGGGCUGUAUUAUACGUGCUCUGACACUUAAUGCACCUGAAGGAAAAGAAACAGAAAAGCAAAACCAGAAAACUGAUGGAAAACAUUAAUUUGAUUCUUCAACAGAAAUGAUAAGCAGCAAAAGCUGAUGAUCUAUUACACAGUUCCACAUGCAUGAGUUACCACAUUCAGAUAGACUGAUUUCUGAUUUCAGAUUCAACUUCUCCAGCAGUUACUCAUGAUUUAUGUUGAUGGGAUUGAGAACAGAAUAUGGAGCUGUGUAUACAGUUUUUUAGUUCUGCUCACUGAAAUUCAGCUCUAUUAUUGUGGACAACAUCCAACGUAUGUUGGAUUUCACUGUAGCUGUGUUAACUGUCCUAGAGCUGCUGAUCAUACCUGUAUCAGGUAGAGAUACCCGACAUGAGAAGAAAAGCUUUCUGUAUUUUUAGAAAUACAGAAAUUUUUGUUUAUGCUUUGAAAAGUUAAACUUGAUCUGAUUCUUGUCUGUGGUCUUUUAUGAUGGAGAAAUAAUUUAUUUAAAUGAACAAUAGUCCCUUCAUUGUAAAACAAAACAAAACAAACCAGUACAUUUAAGGGAGCAAAUGCUAUUGUUAUGGCAUAUCCAGGUUCUUACAGGUUCUUAAGCCUGCCUUGUUGUUUGAGACCUUACAGUGAAAACAUUGAACCACAAACUGGAAAAUAUUUCCAGAAACAGUUUGACCUUUCUGGCCGCUGUCUGGCUGGGACAAGUAAGACGAACUAAAGAAAUAGAGCUGGGCAAAACUGGCCAAAUAUAGUGUAAGAAAAAACUGAACUACAGCAUGCUAAGUUUUGUUACAAUUAACUUCAGAAUAAAAAGUGUGGAAUUAUGAA